Messenger RNA from Colletotrichum karsti, 1497 nucleotides. RefSeq names its product cytochrome P450. NCBI's taxonomy places the organism in Eukaryota, Fungi, Ascomycota, Sordariomycetes, Glomerellales, Glomerellaceae. The record is from RefSeq and is a predicted model, not a curated record. The transcript has 3 exons. Gene Ontology annotation, molecular function: oxidoreductase activity, acting on paired donors, with incorporation or reduction of molecular oxygen; heme binding; monooxygenase activity.
CUGCUCUUUCACCCCCUUGCCGGCGUGCCCGGCCCCAAAUCCGCGGCCAUCUCUAGUGUUUGGUAUGCCUACCAUGCACGCAAUGGUCGUAUGCUCCAGUUGGGCAAGACUCUUCACAAGAAGUACGGCCCUAUGGUGAGAGUUGCGCCAAACGAGGUUUGGUUUGACUCGGUUGACGCGUUCAAGCACAUCUACAGAGCUGGAAGUGGCUACGAGAAAUCAGAAUUCUAUCUGUCAACCGCCCUUCAGAGACCCGACAUCACAUUCACCCCUUUCCCGAACUUCACAUCCCCAGAAACACUCGAUCUCCUCUCUGAACGCAACACCGCCCGAUACCGCCUGCAACGUCGACUCAUCGGGCCUCUCUACCAGACCAACCACCUGAAGCGCCACGAACCCGCCCUCGACGCCGUCCUCACGCGCGUCAUCUCCACUCUUCGCGCCCUCGACGGAGCAGAGAUCGACCUCAAAGAAUGGAUGCACAUCAUCGCCGUCGAGUCCCUCUCAGCCGUGGUUCUUUCCUGGUCGCCCAACUACCUCAGGGACAAGACGGACCACUCAUCGAGCAGUCACGGCUACCUAGGCUGGCGCCGCAAGACCGUCUUCGGACUCUUUCCCCUGGCAGUCAAGGCCGAGCUGUUCUCGAAAGCUGCCGGCAGGGCGUUCGCGAACCUCUGGUGCAUCACGUACAAGACGCCCAAGAACUUCAAGCCGUUCUUCACGGGCGUGUACCGCCAGGUCUCCCGGCGAAUCACAUCCUCCUUGGCCAACAAGCCCGUCUCCAAGAACGACCGCAAGGACGACUUCCUCAUAGACCUGAUCCAGCUGCACAAGGACAAGCCAGAGUUCACGGAGACGUACCUCCGGCGGAUGGCCAUCACCAACUUCGGCGCCGGCCACGAGACGAUGUGCUCCGCUCUGACGUCCAUCAUGGCGAUGAUCGGCUCCCAUCGCGAGGUACAGAAGCGGGUUUCCGACGAAGUCCGCUCAGCCGCCCAAGACCCAAAGGCCUACGAUAACGCCGUCCGUCUCGCGUAUACCCAGUCAACUAUCAAAGAGGCCCAGCGCCUGUAUCCAGUGCUGGGAAUGUCGCUGCCCCGCACGGUACCCCCUGAAGGACUGACCGUACACGGCCAGUUCUUCCCAUCUGGGACCACGGUUGGGUGUAACCCUGUGUCUCUGCAUCGGAACAUCUCGAUAUUCGGGACUGACGCGGAGGAAUACAAUCCGGGUCGAUGGCUGGAUGACGAAAGGGAUAUCCGGGCCAUGGAGCGGUUUAAUCUUACAUGGGGAGGGGGCGGAAGGAUGUGUCCCGGGCGGCACCUUGCGGAGUUGGUCGUCUACAAGACCAUCCCGGCCUUGAUGGAACACUUCGACGUUGAGGUGGCGAUGCCGGCAGAGGAGGAUAUAGAGUACUACUUCAUGGCCAUGCUCACUGGCGUGAAAGCUCGAUUCUUGCCAAAGAAAACGGUCAAGAACAGCGAUGCAACUUGCUGA